Molecule: messenger RNA, 1290 nt
Organism: Penicillium argentinense
Lineage: Eukaryota; Fungi; Ascomycota; Eurotiomycetes; Eurotiales; Aspergillaceae
Product: putative serine/threonine protein kinase ENV7
Exons: 3
Coding region: 1-1290 (429 amino acids)
Biological process (GO): protein phosphorylation; regulation of vacuole fusion, non-autophagic; vacuolar protein processing
Cellular component (GO): cytoplasm; Golgi apparatus
Molecular function (GO): ATP binding; protein serine/threonine kinase activity
Source: RefSeq, a predicted model, not a curated record
AUGGCGCAGUACUUCUUCGAUCUGCUCUACAACUUCACAGAUUGCAUGUGUUGUUUCCCCAGCUCACCACAGCUGAAGAUCAACAAUCGCAGCUUCAAGCUCCUGCGACUGCUGGGUGAGGGCGGUUUCUCCUACGUUUACCUGGUCCAAGAUAAAAACACCUCCGAACUGUUCGCACUCAAGAAGAUCCGGUGUCCCUUUGGCCAAGAAUCUGUCUCGCAAGCUCUAAAGGAGGUCGAGGCUUACAACCUGUUCACCGGACAAGACAACAUCAUCCACUCGAUCGACCACUGCGUUUCAACAGAAUCAGGCUCGAAAUUCCGGUCUGAUGGUGGAGAUGCGGGAUCAAAGACCGUUUAUAUUCUACUGCCGUACUACCAACGGGGUAAUCUGCAAGAUGCGAUUAACGCGAAUCUGGUCAACCACACCAGAUUCCCGGAGAAGCGGUUGAUGAUGCUGAUGCUUGGCGUUGCCAAUGCGCUGCAAUCCAUGCACCAGUAUCGCGUGAAGAGCAAUGCACCAUCUACCCGUAAGGCAAAGGGGGCCCGAAGGGAAGGCGAGGAGGCGGAUGCCGAGCGAUCCAUGCAGAUGAAGCCGAAGCGCAGAGCGAGCCAGAUGCGCGGAGACGACGACGAUGAGGAGAAUGAACCGCUGAUGGAGGAUGAGGUGACACGUAGUCAGGAGGGUGUUCAGGAUGGUGGGUUGCGUCCUUAUGCACAUCGCGACAUUAAGCCUGGCAACAUUAUGAUCGAUGACGAUGGCCAGUCACCCAUUCUGAUGGACCUCGGCUCCCUCUCCCCGAGCCCGAUCGCGAUUACCUCCCGUUCCCUCGCGCUGGCGGUCCAAGACACUGCUGCCGAGCACAGCACAAUGCCAUACCGAGCCCCGGAGCUCUUCGACGUGAAGACGGGAUCGAUCAUCGACACCAAGGUGGACAUCUGGUCAUUGGGAUGCACCCUGUACGCCUGCCUGGUCGGAAAGAGCCCAUUCGAAGCGCGCAGUGAAGAGACCGGUGGUAGCCUGAGCAUGUGUGUUCUCGGCGGAGACUGGCGAUUCCCGGAUGAGAAGUCCACGGCCACAAAGGGCAAGGGCAAGGUCAGCGCUGCUGAGAAUGAUGCCGCAUCAUCCAGCAAUGGCCCUGCGAUCAGUGCUCCGGUCAAAGAGCUUGUCCGCAAGUGUCUCCAGGUCGAGGCUUCAGAGCGCCCAGACAUUGAGGAAUUGAUCCAACUCAUCAAGGACGUUAUUAGCGAGUUGCCGAAUGACGACGACAUCGCGGGUUCAUCACACUGA